CUCAGAUCCUGCCUGUGAUGCUCUGUCAGAGGGCGGACAGUCGCCCUCGGCUCCAUAUCAUCCCCUGGUUUUUGGAUCAUCACCCUCCACCCUCCAUCAUCCUAAUCUCACUCCAUCUCCGGGGAGUUGCUGCUCGACUUUCUCUGCCGCCGAGGAUCGCUUCCCGUUUCCCGGAUCUUUUGUUUCUGGACGGCGGAGUGUGGCUGCGUCUGUGUGCGCGGAAGCAGCAGCAGCUGCAGCAGAUGUGCUGAGUGAUGCAGCUAAUACUGCUCUGACGCCGGAACACCUCCGCGCUCAGGAGAAGGCGGCAGGAAGAAGCAGAUUAACCCGGGAUUAUCGACGCACAAAUGGACACACAGCCAUGCUCCAGGAUUUCUCCUCCACCUGACUGCUGCUCCGAGUGAACUUCCUCGACUGUCACUCUGGUAUCAUGGAAGAGGAGGAGGAGCCGACAGAGACUCCUUGAUUUCCCAACCCCAUGACCCCGCCUCCUUUUGCCUGCUCUUUAAAAAUAACAGAUUGGUAACAAAAAAGACAAGUGCAACAAAAAAAAGGGGAAAAAAAAGGUGGGGAGGGGGUGAGAGCUGCUGUCCCAUGAUAUGUCAACACUUGUAAGAGCAGAAUCCGCCUCACAGAGGGUUGUUUCUAUGGAUACCCAUUCCCUGCCUUGUAUUAAUAAGUCUCACUGAUUUUUCCAAAUCUUUGCAUAUGAAACCGGUGCAGAAAUAGAUGGGGAUAAAAGCAGGAAAGAUGUCAACAAGUUUAUUUCAAUCACGUUGCCUUGCUAGGUCAUGUUUAACAUAACAAGUUAUGUUUAAUUGAUGAAGCAUAAAAAACUCAGUUUGAUACCUGAAUGAAUUAAAAAAAAACAAUAUUUACAUUUUAGAGGAACUUCCAGGCUUUUUCUGCCAUUCUUAACACUUCUGUAGAAUCUUAGUGGAUCCAUGAAAAUAAAGAGAAAACCUGCAGCCGCUCACUAAAGAAAACUCCUGCAAGAUGUGACAAAAACACAGUCGAAUCACAGUCAUUUACUGAAAUUAUUAUUAUUUCCAUGAUGGCCAGCCAAGACACACCUCUCUUUCUCAUUGGCUUUGAGCUCGGCGGUCACUUUGCUGACCCGCGGCCUCUUGGCACAGGAGUUACGGGUCUGGUCCUGUCAGCCACGGACCAGCGUACUGGACAGCGGGUAGCAAUAAAGAAAUUGGUGAUGCGAGAUGCAGUGACAGUUAAGCACGCCCUGCGGGAGGCAAAAAUCACCCAGAGACUGCGCCACGAAAACAUUGUGCGGGUCCACGAGGUUGUGGCGCCAUAUGGACGGCCACUGCCUCUGGACCCAACCCAAAUCGGUGCCCUCUACAUCGUCCAGGAGUGCAUGGAGACGGAUCUGGCUCGGCUGCUGGAGCUUGGACCUCUACCCACAGGUCACGCCACUCUGCUGUUUUACCAGCUGUUGAGGGGGCUGAAGUUCAUCCACUCUGCCAACGUCCUGCACCGAGACCUGAAACCUGCAAACAUUUUCAUCAACACCGACCAACUGCUCCUCAAGAUUGGAGAUUUCGGAUUAGCCAGAAUAGUUGAUCCUCAUUACUCCCAUAAGGGCUAUCUGUCUGAGGGUUUGGUCACUAAAUGGUAUUGCUCUCCCCGCCUCCUCCUGUCCCCCAACAACUACACGAAGGCCAUAGACAUGUGGGCCGCCGGCUGCAUUCUGGCGGAGAUGCUCACUGGACGCACGCUGUUUGCAGGAGCUCACGAGCUGGAGCAGAUGCAGCUGAUCCUCAACACAGUGCCCGUGCAGAGGGAGGAGGACAGACAAGAUCUGCUACAGGUCAUGCCUUCAUACGUCAGUCAUGGAUGGAGAGUCAAGACUCCCGUCUCUGUAUUGCUGCCUGAAGUGGACGCUCAGGCUGUGGAUUUCCUUGAGCGCAUCUUGACCUUUAACCCAAUGGAUCGUCUGACAGCUGAAGCGGCGCUGUCCCACCCUUUCCUUCAGCAGUACUCCUGUCCCGAGGACGAACCCGUUUCAUCGAAUCCCUUCCACAUCGAGGAUGAGCUGGACAGCCUCAUCACUCAGCAGAGCCUGAGCGCCAGCAACAGUCACACCUCCAGCAUCCACUGGGAUCGGUAUGACAACAGCUUAUCAGCUGACCUGUUCUGGCAACAGUCAGCUGACAGGUGUCGCUGCAUCCCCGCCGGUCAAAUUCUAUCUGAUCUGGGAGACAAUUCAGAGAAUGAAGAGGUGCGCCGAGAUCCGCGGGCCAGUUUCAGCUCACUGACAGAGGAGGCUCAGGUUGACCCACGCAAAUACUCUCACAGCAGCUCAGCCGAGCGCUUCCUGGAGAACUCUCACUCCUCUCUGGAAAGAGUUUGUGGCGUCGGUUUGGGGGAGUUGGACUGCGGCCGCUCGUGUGACUACAAAGUGGGAUCUCCUUCAUACCUUGAUAAAAUUGCCUGGCGGGAAGGAAAGCCUCAACACUACUCAGAGCCUAAGCUGAUUCUGGAUCUGUCUCACUGGAAGUGCAAUAAGAGCAACCUGUCGAUGCCUGCUGAGCCCAUUGGUGGCAGCAUGGAGGACCUGGGGGGAAUGAAGGAUAAGGAAGUGAGGAAAGAUGAAGAGGAGGAGAGCGGGAAUCUGUUUCAAGAAAUUUCUCGCUGGGUGGAGAGCACGCAGUGUCGUCUGCACUCUCCUAGUCCCAGUCCUUCAUCGGAGCAGCCCUCCUGCUACACCUCCUCUCCACCGCUCCCGAUCUCUCCCACCGACCUGCCAACACCCGUCUUCCAGUACACAGAGGUUGUGGAGCAUUCAUCAGCUGAAGAUGAACAACUCAGCCCCUUUCCAUCCCUAGCAUCCUCUUACAAUAACAUUCCCUCCCUUUUCCCAUCAUCACCAACAGCUCUUCUCUCUCCAGACUUAACUCAACGACUUUUACCUUCCAACACUUUCCUUUCACAACACAAGGAAUCCCAACCCCUUUCCUCCACCUCCUCCUUAGCUCCGCCCGUAAAGACAGACUCCUUGGAUCCUGUGCCUGUUAAGCAUAAGGAGCGACUGCUUGACCUGGACGCUUUUAUAUCCCGGGCGCUCCAGCUGUGUCGGCAGAAUAAGGAGAAAGCAAAUGGGAAGAACGGACAAGACGCAGGGUGGAUGGAGGAAAGCAAGCAGGCUAGCAUUAAAAGAAAGGUACCCAAACUCCCAGAGCACAGGAACCCACCUCCACAGACCCCCAACUACUGAUGCUGAACUUCACACCCAAAACUGGAUGACAUCAUAGUAUAGCACAAGCAAAGAUCCCUCUGCAUCAAAAAGCUUUUUACUAUCAACCUUUUGGAUUUUUUUAGAUAUCUGGGUAUAAAGAAAUGCCCUCCAAAUAUUAAAAAAUGAGUUUGAUUUGAAUAUAAAUACACUCAAUCAGCAGGUUAUAAUUUACAAACAUUUUCUGUGACACAGAUCGGGUGAGUCUUGAAAUUUUCAAAUCUUUUCAAAGUCUUCCAGUGGUGACAUUGAUGGAAAUAAUGCCAGUUAUGUGUUUUUUUUCCACCCCCCCAAACAGCUCUGAAUGUAUUACUGUACUUAAAAACAGUUUAUGUCACAGUAAACUGUCUGAUUUUUGCUGGUUUAACACGUUAAAAAACCCUAGUUUUGUCACUGUAAACACAGUUUUUUGAGUUGUCACAUCUAACUCCAACAUUUAUCACAAUAUUUGUAAUGCUGUUUUUGUGGUUAGAAUUUUGAUGAAUCAUUUUAAAAAUGCAUUGUGUUUUUCAUUUGUGUCGUUUGAUUAUGAAAUGCAGUCGAUCCCUGUUAAAGGAUCACUUUUGUCUUGUAAAAAUAGGAAGGUCACCCAAGUUUAAACAAAAAAAUCAAAAAAUUGUAGGGUUUUAUUUUGCUUUACUUUAUUUCAUUUUACUCUACUUUAUUUUUUACUUUACUUUAUUUUUACUUUACUUUGAUUUACUUUUGUUUUACUCUGUUUUACUUUAUUUUACUUUACUCUAUUUUAUUUUAUUUUACUUUACCUUAAUUUAUUUUGUUGAUCAAUGCACCAAACAAAUCAACUUGUCUUCUUUUUGUUAUAUAUCCCCCAUAUAUUGAUUUUGUUGUCUUAUUUAGCUGUUAGCAGCAGCUACUAAUGCGAACAACAAUAGUUUAUGGUUUAAGCAUAGAUACUUUAUAGCCAGAAAUAAAUAUAUUUAUGAGUAAAACCUCAAAGUGCUGCCCUGGGUCAACGUCAACAUCAAAAGAUGCUCUGAUCAUUUUUUUUUUUUGUAUCUGACAACUCACAACCAGAUUAACCAGUUAGAGAAAGAGCUAGCAUUAGUGCAUAAGAUGUUCUUAAAAAUGCAUUGUGCUGCCUUUCUACUAUAAAUCUCUCAGUUAAAUAAGUUAGACAUGUAUUCAAAUUGGAAUACUAGAAUUCUAACAUUGAGUAUUGGGGAACGUUAAAAACUGGUGCCAAAAAUUUACUGAAUAUUUUUGUGUUCAGUCCACAACAACUCAAUAGUUUCUUCAGAUAUUUAUUUCAUUUAUUAACAUAUGCACUUAUUACAAAAUUCCUUCUUAAGAUUUGACUGUUUAUAAAAAUGUAACAUUGCUCUAGAAUGAAAGUUCACUUUCAAAAUAUUUGGAUCUAUAAUGCACACUUUAACCUCCUGUACACACACACACGUUAUCAGCAUAUUUUCCUUUAGUGAGCAGCUUCAAAAUAUUACAUAUGUGAGUAGUACAAGUAAAAUCCAUUAGACACCAAGGCUGAAUAUGUGUUUCUUCCUAUUCUAAAGCACUUGUAUCUUCAGCAUAGUAUGCAUAAAUUUAAGCACUGAUUGAAACCCCCAUAACAACUCUGUUUUCUCGUAGGCUUUGACAGUGUUUUUCCUUUAAUAUCUAGGAUAAAAUAAAGAGCAUAUUCUUUCCUCAGAACGGAUGUUCUAUCAAUGAUAACAGAGAAUGUUCCCUGCAUCUGACCUAAUUAAACUAUAUUGCAAGUUUAACUAUUGCAGUAGGCCACAGUUUCAUCCGCAGGUCACUAGCCAGCAAUACCAAUCACCUUGACACUGUAACAUGUUACCACUGAGCCUAAGUUCAUGACCCUGAUUCUGCAAAGCAAUGAUGAAAAUGUGCUCCAUCAUACCUCAGUGUAUCCAGCUUGCUGAAUGUAACAUAUCCAUGUGCCCUUCUUACUGCAUGCAUCUAGACUGCAUCAUCAGUUUGUGCUUCUGACUUUAUUUCUAACAUGAUAGGCUUUUGAGAUCUUUAUUUCAAUGAUUUGUCCUGGGUCAUGACAUCUCUUUUGUAGAGUCAGAUUUUGUGAAAAAACAAUAAAAUGACAUUGAAAACUAGAAAA
Molecule: messenger RNA, 5339 nt
Organism: Oryzias melastigma (Indian medaka)
Lineage: Eukaryota; Metazoa; Chordata; Actinopteri; Beloniformes; Adrianichthyidae
Gene: mapk4
Product: mitogen-activated protein kinase 4
Exons: 9
Coding region: 1052-3232 (726 amino acids)
Biological process (GO): protein phosphorylation; intracellular signal transduction; cell surface receptor signaling pathway
Cellular component (GO): cytoplasm; nucleus
Molecular function (GO): ATP binding; MAP kinase activity
Source: RefSeq, a predicted model, not a curated record